This is a messenger RNA of Fomitiporia mediterranea MF3/22, 798 nucleotides long. RefSeq lists its product as uncharacterized. Bases 1 to 798 code for a protein of 265 amino acids. The record is from RefSeq and is a predicted model, not a curated record. Gene Ontology annotation, molecular function: coenzyme A diphosphatase activity. The transcript has 6 exons. Lineage: Eukaryota; Fungi; Basidiomycota; Agaricomycetes; Hymenochaetales; Hymenochaetaceae.
AUGUCCAGCUUGCUAGGACUCACCCUACCCCGACUCACCUCAGCCCAACACGUCAUCUCGCUAACCGCUCCCUUCACUCCACGCUCACUGCUGGCUAUUCGGAACGCUCUUCAAGCUUCUCUGACUGCGAAACCAUAUGAUAUUGAUAAUACAGAACUAAACGCAGCUGUGUUAGUCCCGCUAGCAAACGUGAACGGCGUACCAGGUGUAAUACUUGAGCUGCGUGGACCAUUGAGGAGUCAUGCUGGUGAAGUUAGUUUCACUGGUGGACGAGUUGAUGAAACGGAUGCAUCGCACUUAGCAGCUGCUCUACGAGAAGCAGACGAGGAAAUCGCACUCUCACCUGGACGAGUUGAAAUAUUGGGUGAACUUGGACCGCCUCAACGCUCACUUAGCGGGUUGAGAGUUUGGCCGUAUGUUGGUUUCGUACAUCCUACCGCCAAUACUAUUACUAGGACACCGCCUUCCGACACGCCUCUACCCUCAAUCAACAUGUCCUCACUAAACGCCUCAACUCCCGAAGUAGCACACGUCUUCCACCUAUCACUCGCACAGCUCGUCCAACCCAGACGUCUUCGAUCCCAUCAAUUUCGUGGUGAGAGACCUUAUUGGGCUGUUGAUGUUACCGAUGUCGUUGCCGCCGCCGCUUCUUCCUCCUCUUCCUCUUCCUCUUCCUCUUCUUCCGUGAAAAGCGGGGGAGACAGAGGGAACGGAAGGAACGGAGAGAGACUUGAAGUGUGGGGUUUGACGGGGUGGUACCUUAACUUACUCAUGCGCGCGCUGGGUGUGUAUGUUUAG